This is a messenger RNA of Helicoverpa armigera (cotton bollworm), 1378 nucleotides long. RefSeq names its product ovalbumin-related protein X. NCBI's taxonomy places the organism in Eukaryota, Metazoa, Arthropoda, Insecta, Lepidoptera, Noctuidae. The record is from RefSeq and is a predicted model, not a curated record. Gene Ontology annotation, molecular function: serine-type endopeptidase inhibitor activity. The coding region runs from base 53 to 1273 and encodes 406 amino acids. The transcript has a single exon.
CAGUUAAACAACUCACUCAAUAGAUUAGUAGUCCUUUUACAGCGCCAGCGAAAUGGCGAGACACGGAAUAAUAUUUCUGUUUCUAACAGCGCUAAUACCCCUCAUUUCGGGGCAGUGCGACUUGAAGACAGCGACACCAUUUUUCAAGAGAGCCGUCUACGAAUUCACUUUGGAUCUAGUGGGGAGGAUUAACCAAGAAACUGAAAGCCAUUUCGUCUCAUCGGCGCUGUCACCAUGGACUCUGUUAUCGGCUAUGUCGCUGGGCGCCUCAGACACCUCGCUCCAGGAGAUAAAGGAAGUAAUUAAGCUACACCCUCACAAAUGUUUCAACAACCUAUACUUCCAACUAGUGAACCAAGUGACCAUGAAACCUAGUAACCCGACCGCGAGCAUGCUGGAACGCAGUUCAACUAUCUUCUUGGACGACACGCUGUACGUCAAACAAUCUUUCUUCGACGCCAUAGCCAAGGUCGGUAUCUGUGAUGCCGCCAUCGUCUCGUUUGCAGACGCGACAGUAACCGCUGCGGUUAUUAACGAACAUGUACGAAGUGUGACAAACGAAGCCAUUGACGAAAUAGUCACUUCAGGCGAUUUGGUAAACAUUUUGAUAGUUAUGAUAGACGCUUUGUACUUCAAAGGUGCUUGGAAAAUACCUUUCCCUUACGAAGACACUGAAUACAGUGCUUUCUACAACGAUUUAGGCCAGCAAAUUGGUGACGCGAACCUUAUGUACGUGAGUGGAGCAUUCAACAUGACAUCAGUGCCGCAAAUUAGUGCCAAAGUCUUGGAACUUCCUUACGGAGACGAAAGCAGGUACUCAAUGUUGAUAUUCCUUCCUGACAAAGAGGUUUCAGUAACAACGAUGAUUGAAAAGAUGAAGUACAUCAGCGUUAGUUCUGUCUUUAUAUUGUUCGAGCAGCAUCGACCAAGGACAGUGGCAGUGCAGAUUCCGAGAUUCAAAAUUUCUUCAGACUUGAACAACUUGAAGGAGUUGCUUAUCGACAUGGGUUUGAGAACACUAUUCGACCCGACACAAGCGAGCUUCCCUGGUAUAUCUGACUACCAGAUGAGUUUGUCUAAUUUCAUCCAGAAGGCUGACAUUGAAGUGACUGAGGAUGGUACGGUGGCUGCAGCUGCUACAGCAGCCUUGUUCGAGUCCAGGAUGUUACCAGAACAAUUCGUUGCCAACAAACCUUUCAUGUUCAUGAUUGUUGAUAGAAUCUUACAUGUUCCUAUUUUCACGGGUGCAUAUUCAAAGCCCAGUGACUUCUAAAUAAAUCUGUAGUUAUAAUUAUAAUUAUGAAGUUAUGUAUUUAAUCCAAGUGACAAAUUGUUAAUUGUUAUUAAAGAGUUUUAUUAAACUCUUCUGUUUGCUGUA